Messenger RNA from Ilyonectria robusta, 1047 nucleotides. RefSeq names its product putative Rossmann fold nucleotide-binding protein. NCBI's taxonomy places the organism in Eukaryota, Fungi, Ascomycota, Sordariomycetes, Hypocreales, Nectriaceae. The coding region runs from base 96 to 824 and encodes 242 amino acids. Gene Ontology annotation, molecular function: hydrolase activity, hydrolyzing N-glycosyl compounds. The transcript is spliced from 2 exons. Gene Ontology annotation, cellular component: cytosol. The record is from RefSeq and is a predicted model, not a curated record. Gene Ontology annotation, biological process: cytokinin biosynthetic process.
GUAGACAUGACAUAUAACGAGAAUUUCCGAGUCGAGUUCGCUCUGCGUCAUUAGAUUUGCCUCCUUUUCUGUAACAUCACCAAUUUUCAGACAUCAUGGCAGAAUCCAAUACGAAGGAGAGUGCAAAGCCUGCAGUAGUCUGCGUAUUCUGUGGUGCCUGUGCAGGUUACGAUGCAGUUCACAUGGAAGCUGCACGGGCUUUGGCAGCGGAAUUCCACAAGAACAACGUCCACCUUGUGUAUGGUGGAGGCACCGUCGGCCUGAUGGGCGAGCUUGCCAAAACCCUGGUUUCGCUCUCGGGACCUGACGCUGUUCAUGGCGUAAUUCCCCGAGCUCUCGUCAGGGUUGAGGAGGGCUACGAAGGAAAGGAGACACAAACAGCUGCCGAUGGUCCAAAAGGAGAGAAGAAGGUGGAACGCAUUGUCGAAAACGGGUCUGAAUCAGCUUCUUUCGAAUUUGGCAUGAUUACCAUCGUCCCGGAUAUGCAUACUCGCAAGCGCCUCAUGGCUACAAAGGUGCUUGAAGGCGGCCCGGGGUCUGGAUUCAUCGCCCUGCCCGGCGGAUUCGGGACAUUGGAGGAGGUAAUGGAGAUGACGACUUGGAAUCAGCUUGGCAUUCACCGUGUGGGAAUAGUUCUGUUGAAUAUCAACGGCUACUGGGAUGCUAUUUCUGCUUGGAUCCAAAAGGCAGUCAAGGAAGGGUUUCUCUCCGAGAGCAACGCCGGUAUCAUGGUCGAUACAAGCAAAGUCUCAGAGGCUCUAGGAAAGCUGAGAGAAUACCAGGUCAGCAGAGAAAGGCUUGAAUUGUCAUGGAACGACGAAUGAGAUAGGCAGGCCGUGUAAUGAAAAGGGGGAUGAGAGGAGGAUGAUCUUGAUCUAAGAUUGAGACUGGAUUAGUGGAAGAUGAAAUUGAAGGAGGGUGGGUUGGUGUUGGUGUCUGUACUUUUAGAAAUUUCCACUCAAUCGGUAGAAUAAAUCAGUGUGAGAUAAAUGGUUUAAUUUAUUGCAAACCAUUUACUUCCUGUUCAUGUCUAUACCAGCAAAGGAC